GGCGGCGACCCGCCAUGGAGAAGGCGGCGGCGGCGGCGGAGCUCCGGCAGGGCGCGCUGGUGCCGCUCACCGCCAUCUGCCUGGUGAAUCUCUUUCUGACUGGGAAAAUAGAAAGUGCUGUUACCUCACUAGUUGCUUGCAGUGGAGAACUCGAACAGCACACAGAGAGACGGGGCGUCAUCUACAGCCCUUCCUGGCCACGAAACUAUCCUCCAGCAGUAAACUGCAGCUGGUACAUUCAAGGAGAUCGUGGAGACAUGAUAACAAUUAGUUUUAAGAACUUUGAUUUAGAAGAAUCUCAGAAAUGUGCAGUAGAUUGGUUGAUGAUUGGCCCAUCUUCCAAGAGAGAGGAGUACAAAGUAUGCGGAUCUUCCAUACCUCCAUCUUUCAUCUCUGCAAGGGAUCAUGUUUGGAUAUUUUUUCACUCAGAUGCAUCAAGCUCAGGACAGUCUCAGGGAUUUCGCCUUUCUUAUAUUAGAGGAAAGAUCGGCCAGGCUGCAUGCCAGUCAGAUGAAUUCCAUUGUGCAAAUGGAAAGUGUAUUCCCAGUACUUGGAAAUGUAAUUCCAUGGACGAGUGUGGGGAUAGCUCAGAUGAGAGAAACUGCACUGUUCCUCCAACAGAGCCUCCGUCCAGCAUCUGUCCCUCAGGAACAUUCCAGUGCAGUGUAGCCCGCUCCACCAAGUGCUUGAUGAACGAGCUGAGGUGUAAUUCAGUUAAAGACUGCAGCGAUGGUUCAGAUGAAGAUAAUUGUCCUGAUCUUUCCUGUGGCAAAAGGCUGGGUAAUUUUUAUGGAUCUUUUGCUUCCCCAGACUUAUUCCGUGCUGAUCACAGCAAAUCAGACCUUCGUUGCACGUGGUAUGUGGAUACACAAGAUAAUCGACAUGUUCUGUUGCAGCUUGAUUUGCAGUUAGGCUACAAUGACUACGUAAAGGUGUAUGAUGGCAUUGAAGAGAGAGGCGAUAAAUUACUGCAAACAUUUUCGUUUCACAACAAUAGGCAUCCAGUGAGCGUGGAGUCAUCAAAGGGCCAGCUCACAGUCUCGUAUCAUGCUCGCUCAAAGAGCACUGGCCAUGGAUUCAAUGCAACCUACCAGGUGAAAGGCUAUUGUCUUCCUUGGGAACACCCCUGUGGAAGUGAUGAGGAGUGUUUCACGGAUAAGCAACAUUGUGAUGGCUGGUGGCACUGUCCAAAUGGCAAAGAUGAGGAGAACUGUCCAGCUUGCCAGAAGAAUGAAUAUCCAUGUGAAGGAAAUAGUGGGCUUUGCUACUCAAUACUUGACCGCUGUAAUAACCAAAAGAACUGCCCAGAUGGCUCAGAUGAAAAAAACUGCUUUACUUGCCAGCCAGGGAAUUUCCAUUGUGGGACAAAUCUGUGUAUCUUUGAGACUUGGCGCUGUGAUGGUCAAGAAGACUGCCAGGAUGGAAGCGAUGAGCACAACUGCCUGGUGAUUGUUCCCAGGAAGGUCAUCACGGCUGCUCUAAUCGGGAGUCUCGUGUGUGGCCUGCUGCUGGUGAUAGCACUGGGUUGUGCAUUUAAAUUAUAUUCCCUGAGGACUAGAGAAUACAGAGCAUUUGAGACCCAGAUGACACGACUUGAGGCAGAAUUUGUGCGUCGGGAAGCUCCACCUUCCUAUGGGCAGCUGAUUGCACAAGGACUGAUCCCCCCAGUUGAAGACUUCCCUGUGUACAAUGCAUCACAAGCCUCCGUGCUGCAGAACAUCCGAACAGCCAUGAGGAGGCAGAUGAGACGUCACUCGUCACGACGAAGCUCGUCUCGGCGGCGCCUUGGCCGACUCUGGAACAGACUCUUCCACAGACCUCGGGUGAGAGGACAGAUCCCGCUCCUGACACCUGCCCGCACUUCGCAGACGACGUUGGGUGAUGGAAUCAUCAACCGCGCUGAUGGGACUGUCAGGAGUUCUCCACCUUCACCUGAAGGACCUACUUUAGAGGCAGACGCCCACGCCAGUGACCUGCAAGAAGCUGGAUGUAGCACCUUGCAGCCGGAGACUGAAAUCACAGAGCCAUCGCCUUCGAAUGUCUUAGAGAACACUUGCACUGCUGCGCAAGCAGAGCCUGAGUCUGGACACGCUGAUAAAUCUGUAGGUGCUGAGACCUCGGGCAGCGAGCUCAAGCAGCCCAAUAAAGUGGAUUCAGGAAAGUCUUUCAGAGAUCCUUUGUCUGAAAGUGUCACAGAAGCGAUCCAUGGAGGGUCAGCACCCAGGAGGACUGUCCUAGAGGGCAAUAAUUUAAGUAGAAGUCAUCCACCAAGUGAAGAGCCAUGUAGGUUACCCUUAAAGUGGGAGUCUGCUUAUUCAGAUAGCCCCUUGAAUGUUCAUAUCCAAGUGGAUGGACAAAGCCGGUGUUGCCCUGGCUCCCAUCGGGAGGAGCCUUUGGGUAUUCAUGCGGCUUGUUGCCAUUCUGUGGAAGUGCCAAUGUUAGAGUCCUCUGCUCCCCUCUCUGAAAUCAGUACAAGUGAUGAUGAGUCUUUACUUGUUUGCUAGUAGAAGCUUUUGUUUUGACCCUGUAAACUUUGUAACUUCAUUGUUUAUAUGACUGUGCACUUUGAUUUUAGGUGGUUUCUGCUCUCAGAUUGUCCAUCAAAACUGGUGUGCUUUAAUCCCCAGGAGUACAGCACAGGACUAAAUGGGACAAGUUUUUCUUUGUUGCUAUUCCUGAAACUCCAGUGGGGGCAGAAGUAGGCCAGUAUGUGAUGUCAGGGGCUCAGAGAGCAAGAAUAUGUCACUGUAGUUGGGAGGCAUCUCCACUGUUUAUUUCUUCUAUGCUUUAUUUACUUUCCAUUCAGGGAGUUGGUAUUUCUUUACUUUUUCAAGUGGUCUUACAGAAAUUAACACUGUUGGAACUUGGAGCAGGCACCAGUUGUGACUGUGAGUACCAGUCGAGAAAUAACAUUGUCCUUUUAGGCAUCAUUAUUUAACUAAAAUUUAAUAAUAUCAUUAAAAUUUUUGAGAGGAAAUAAAA
This is a messenger RNA of Lagopus leucura (white-tailed ptarmigan), 2982 nucleotides long. It is a transcript of the gene LRP3, whose product is annotated as LDL receptor related protein 3. Gene Ontology annotation, cellular component: plasma membrane. NCBI's taxonomy places the organism in Eukaryota, Metazoa, Chordata, Aves, Galliformes, Phasianidae. The transcript is spliced from 7 exons. The record is from RefSeq and is a predicted model, not a curated record. Gene Ontology annotation, molecular function: protein binding. The coding region runs from base 15 to 2504 and encodes 829 amino acids.